Molecule: messenger RNA, 2334 nt
Organism: Brienomyrus brachyistius
Lineage: Eukaryota; Metazoa; Chordata; Actinopteri; Osteoglossiformes; Mormyridae
Gene: msrb3
Product: methionine sulfoxide reductase B3
Exons: 6
Coding region: 857-1597 (246 amino acids)
Biological process (GO): protein repair; response to oxidative stress
Cellular component (GO): cytoplasm
Molecular function (GO): peptide-methionine (R)-S-oxide reductase activity
Source: RefSeq, a predicted model, not a curated record
AAAAAGCACAAGCGGCAUGCCGAUCUGCUGCCCCCGAAGGCGCGGGGUUCAGCACCUGCCUGCUCUGCUGUAAUUUCGAGAUUAAAUUGAGAUUAAAUGGAACUGUAAACGUUCAGGAGGAUUAGUGGCCCAGUCAUUUAUUUGGUUGAUAGGAUGACAUGUGUUUUCAGGCCAGAAUGAAUGUCGUGUUUGGUUCCACACUCUGCUGGGCCUUGGGAGUGUCACAGCCUCAACGCAUAAUGUUAAGUAGUAAACGUCAGAGACUGGACGCUGAGUAGGCCAAACCUGCUCAGAAGAUGAGACCCCCCCCCCCCCCCCCAAAUGUUAGGUCAUCACUUUUAGGUAUCCUUUCAUGGUUCAAGUUUGAAUGUGCCUCUGAGCUUCGUUUGCAGUUUAUCUUUACCCUCAUAAGCUACCAUAGCUACCUAGUGGCUUGUAGAAAUAGGUGCUGCCAGUUAAUGUAGUUUCAGCCUUACUGGAGAUUCAACCUUAUUUCUUGGGUCAACCCUAUAAAAAUGUUUUUAUCAGACACAUUUAUCCAAAGCAAUGUACGAGUGCGGUGAGCUUUGUGGUCAGAGAUCAGGGCCGAUGGGUUUUCCUAGUCUAGAAUGAGCCUUGCUUACAGACCCCUGUUUACAGAUCACUUUGCUAACCGUAGGAUUCGAACCUGAGACGUUCCGGAUAUGGACACAGGCCUCUAAUCCACUGAGCUACACAUCCUCCCCUGUUUGGUAGCGUUUGUUCAUUAGCCUUUAAUCUACAUUGUCCAGAUGGUACAGCCUUGACCUGAACUGUGAUUGGUUUAAAUUUGGCCUGCCUCAGUAACUGUGUGUUUCUUCUUUAUUUUACUGGUCACAUGACUUUAAGCACGCCAUUCGCUUGCACUCUGUACACGGCAUUGGAGAUGAUGGCUCCCCGCCUUACCCAACGUGCCACGCAGCUGAGAUCAUGCCGGCGUAAGAAGACCUGGCCAGUGUCGUUCUCCCAGGAGGAGCUAAGGCAACGCCUUACACCUAUCCAGUACCAUGUGACCCAGGAAAAAGGCACUGAAAGUGCCUUCAGAGGGGAGUUUACCGACCACAAGGAGGAAGGCAUCUACACAUGCGUGGUUUGUGGCACCUCCCUCUUUGAGUCUGAUAAGAAGUUUGACUCUGGAUCAGGAUGGCCCGCCUUCUACGACCUGAUCAAAGAGGACACCAUCACGCAGACAGACGACUUCUCCUAUGGCAUGCACAGAGUGGAGGCCACCUGUAGCCAGUGCGGAGCCCAUCUGGGUCACAUCUUCGACGAUGGCCCUCGACCCACAGGGAAGCGCUACUGCAUCAAUUCAGCCUCCAUGGCUUUCAAGAGCAAGGAGCAGACUGUACCCAGCUGCGCCCAGGGACCCGAGACGGAGGCUGCCAUCACAGAGGCUUCCAAGGUAGCUGCCAAGGCGCCCAUCAAGGGGGCUGCCAAGGGGCCCACCAAAGGGGCUGCCAAGGGGCCCACCAAAGGGGCUGCCAAGGAGGCUUCCAAGGUCGCCAGCAAGGGGGCUGCUAACGGGGCCCCAGGGAGCCGCUCCAGGGCCCCAACAGCCCCCAGCAAGACUGAGUUCUGAGACCCCCCCUCCCAUGGUAUUCCAGCCUGAUUACCCCUGACCAUAGGGCUACAGAUGAUUGACCCACUGGGCCAAAUAUCCCAGACCAAGGAGCCCUACAGGUACUGAGAACACUCCCAUAUGAAGCCCAGAUAUCCACCAAACAGAACCUGCAAGAGCAACAAGCACCAUUUAUGUUAAUGGCUCCGCCCAGAUUACCCAGAAUCACCCUCACUGCACGCAGCCACUCCCCCCUCCCAUUUGAAUGAAACUCAGUCUGGACGCAGAGAGGUGGGGGAAGUAGAGGAGGACUACCCCUUACUCUCCUUUAUGACCGUCAGACACUUGAUUUUAAAGGUUUUACAGAGGUUUUUAUAAUAGAUUCUUAGUUAUGCUUAAAAAAAAUUCCGCCCUUACAAAUGUACCACCAAGCUUUACGUUGAAGAAUAAACACAUACAUACUUUGCUAGAAUACAGUAUUACUUUGAAGUGACAUUUGAUACAGGGAGUCGAACAGUUUGAGGAACACUAUGCAAGAGCUCUAAGGGGAGAAUGGGAACGGGAACAGAGGCCUCUUUCAAAGAGGCCGGGAUGCGUGACAGAUGUUUAGUCUGAACACGGAGGGAGCCGAAUAUCUGAGGCUGAUUUCUUGCCUCCUGCCCUGGUGCCUUUUUGCCCUGAAUUGAACAUUUUCUGUGUUUUCCUUCACUAGCAGUGUGAGAAGAGUACUGAUAUUCAAUAAAUCUUGACACACUUGA